AUGAACGCCUCGGCCGUUUCCGUCGCCCUUCGCGUAUCUCCGCGCCUCAAGGUCACGGGGUGGCGCGACCCCGUUUCCACGGGGAUCGAUGGGUGCCCCAAGCCGCCCCCGAAUCCAGACGCGGACUGUGAGACCAUUCGACGUGCGUUUUCAAUGUCACGCGGGCCGUGGCGGUUUCCGACUGGGAGAAGGAGUUCCGCUGGUUAUAGCGCGUUGUCG
Iphiclides podalirius (scarce swallowtail) is the source of this 219-nucleotide messenger RNA. Lineage: Eukaryota; Metazoa; Arthropoda; Insecta; Lepidoptera; Papilionidae. The record is from the annotation of a GenBank genome assembly.